This is a messenger RNA of Ipomoea nil (Japanese morning glory), 759 nucleotides long. Its product is annotated as RING-H2 finger protein ATL54-like. Bases 1 to 759 code for a protein of 252 amino acids. Lineage: Eukaryota; Viridiplantae; Streptophyta; Magnoliopsida; Solanales; Convolvulaceae. The record is from RefSeq and is a predicted model, not a curated record. Gene Ontology annotation, biological process: protein ubiquitination. The transcript has a single exon.
AUGGCGGCACUUCUCCAUCAUAGGAAAUUGAUGUUCAGCGAUGAUGGAGCCAUUACUGAGGAACCAUGCGCACGACCCUGCAGUUAUCCGACAUCGUACCACGACACUAUCAUCUGUCCCACAGAAUGCUUUGACGUCUGUCCUUCAAUCUGUGGCGGCCACAUCAAUCCGCCGCCAAACGUCGACCCCAACCCCAACGCUCUCUACGUCGUCGUCUUUCUCCCUGUGAUCAUGACCACCGUUUUGGUAUGCGGCUGCCUCUCCAUCUACAGGUGGACUGCCGGGCAAUCACAGCCGCCGCCGCAGCUCGCCGGCGCGCGGUGGCACGUCAGAGCGCCCGGAGGCCUGCGUUCCUCCGUCAUCGACGCGAUCGCGAUUCGCAGGUACAGGAAAGGGGAAGGAGCGGUGGAGGGAUCGGAGUGCCCGGUUUGUCUGAGCGAGUUCCGAGAAGAUGAGAUUCUUAGGGUUUUGCCGAACUGUAAGCACGCUUUUCACGUGGCGUGUGUUGAUGCUUGGCUAAAAUCACACGCGAAUUGCCCCGUCUGUCGUGCCGGCGUUGAAGGUAGUGAAAACUCCGAUGUUGCCCCGCCGGUGCUGGCUCUGAACGGGGGAUAUGGAGGAAUUCCGGUGAGUAAUGGAAGGGAAAGAGAGGGCUCCGAGGCUCAUCAGGAACUCGGGAGUCCUGUGAAUGAGAAAGAAGACGAGUCAACGGAACAAAAUAUAGUGCCAAAGAACAAUAAUAUUGUUGAACAUUCUUGA